Symbiodinium necroappetens is the source of this 771-nucleotide messenger RNA. The record is from the annotation of a GenBank genome assembly. NCBI's taxonomy places the organism in Eukaryota, Dinophyceae, Suessiales, Symbiodiniaceae.
AUGGCAGAUGAAGAUGCCGCUGUUGAAGCCUUGCGAGCAGAGAUCGAGGUGACAAGAGCGCAGGUUCAAGCAGAGACGGCCAAGAACGAAGAGCGGCGAGCUCAACUUGCGGAGGCCACCGCGAGGCAGAAGCUUCGACGGGAGCUGGAUGAGCAGAGGAUGUGGUUGCUUCGAGAGCAACGCCGAGGACGAGGGCUUGAGUCUGAAACAAAGCGGGUGGACGAAGACAAGGAUGGAGACUACCAGCUUCAGCGUGGUGGCUUUGGUCAGUUUCAAGGGAAUCGUCGAUACGGAACGCAUGAGGGGGGAGAACAGGUGAGUUGUGCUCGGAAAAUCUACACCGAAGAGUUUGUCUGGGAAAUUCAGGGCUUCUCAUGGCUGAAUGGCGUCUUAGACUACGAAAGGGAAUCCUUCGUUUGGUCCAACUUCUUCUGUGUGGGUUAUGCGAAGUUCUACCUCGUCUACAACCCUUUUGGUGACGAGCUGUGGAAUCAGAGGCAUGGCUCCUUUGCCAUCGUCUGCCACAGCGGGAACUGCAGCCGAUUCCGGUACUCGGUUUUUGUGAAGGCUCGGAGCCGAAUGUUCAAAGCGUGGGGAGAGACCUCCGAAGGCACCUUCUUGCCGGACUCUGUGCACGGCCCGGAUGUCUUCCACAGCCAAGGACCCUCGGCUCCCGCCGCAGGGAUCUUUGGGCUCUCGCAUCGGCAGCUGCUGCAAUCCGACUGGGUGCAGGAUGACAUGCUGACUUUGAAGGUCUUAGUUAGCCAAUAG